CUGUCACCAUAGGAUGGAAAGAGCAUGGCACUGGCCUGGCUCCAGUCUCACCCGUCCUGCACCGUCCCGAGCCUCUUCAAACACCAGCGUACCCCUGUCAAACACUGCUGAACAGGACUGUGGAGACCAUGCUGACUGGUACUUGGCGCCGGUCUGUGGGGCAGCAAUCUGCGGUGCACGUAGUGAACCCCAGUGGGGUGACAGUUUGCGGGGUCCCCAGCGGGACUGUGGUCCUUGAGGCUCAGUAUGACUACACCUACCGGGGAGCAGAUGGGCGGCAAGUUUGUAUAAGAGAGGGCGAACGGUUUGUUCUCCUGAAAAAGACAAAUGCAGACUGGUGGCAGGUACGAAGGAUUGGAGCAGCCAGUAAAACAAAGCCAUUGUAUGUCCCUGCCACAUACGUGACAGAGGUACCCAUCACUCCAAUGCCCUCACCCCAGCGCCUGGUCACAUCAGUUUCACUGACCUCCAACAUCAGGAUACUACCCCGGGCGUCUCUGUCUCCCAGCCUCACAGGAACUGCUAGUAAUGAAACCCAUCAAGUGAACAAACCCUUCUAUCACUCCAUGGAAAACCUCAACUCCAGCAGUGCCUUCCAGAGGUCUGAGAAGAAAACCAGCGCAGGUGUAAACCGGUUCCCCACCCUCCCCCUCUCUGGAUUCACCUUCACUUCAAAUUCCUCCAACUCCCAAUCAGGCCACCUCACCGUCCCUGGGUUCCCUGCAGCCCCCACGACCCAAACAGCAUCAUCAAAUCCCAGAGUCGUCCCUAUGAUCACCCGGAGCCAGAGCUCCAGCAAUCUGCCUGAAAACGUGAUGGAGAACCCGUACGACGAGGUGGGGGGUGGUCUCGGCAGCCACAUCAACCACAAGAUCCCUAAGAAGUCUUGUAGCCAGUGGGACAUGGUGGGGUCUUCAGGCAAAAACAACCAUCUGCAGGUCCCGACAGAAGGCUAUCUGUCUCAGCUGUCAUGGCAGGACUCCCCCAUUUAUACGGAGAUGCAGCUGGAGAAGCGUCAGUUGCAGCCGGAGCCACCCAGCCCUGCUCCGAGUCAGCAGCCUCUUCAGAUCAUGGACAUGUGGGAGCAGUACUCUGACCCGGCCACAGGUAGAUGCUAUUACGUCAAUAGCAUCACCAAAGAGAGGUCAUGGAAGCCCCCUCGGCGGGCUCGCGCUCAAAGGAGCAGCCAGAUAAACCGUUCAACACAACAGGCCAAUCCGGUACAAAGUCAGACAUUACCCCGGGACACCAGCCAUCUGUCUCUGCCUCUGUCUGGACUCACACAAAGAGUGUCGCCUGAUUUCCUCUUUGGGAGCCACCAAAGAAAUUCUGACAGCGGCUGGCAGAUGACCCAGCGUGCCGCCUCCUCUGAGACCUUGAGCACGAUGGCGUUCGCCAACACCGACGCUCCGUGCUACAGCUCUUCACCCCUGCGCGGCAACCAGCAGCAGCUCAGUCACUCACAGUCUGUGAACAGCCAGUUGGCUCGGCAGCACAGCGAUUACUCCUGCAAUGUGACAAACAUUGUCGUUGAGCCUCCGUCUCCCGCGAGCUCUCCAGACAGUGAAGGCGGCACACCGGAGCUGGAAAAAGCCGGACUCUUGAACAAGACAAAGAUAGCGGAAGGAGGCAGAAAACUGAGGAAGAACUGGAGUCCAUCGUGGGUGGUGUUAGUUGGGAACAGUCUGGUUUUCUUUAAAGAUCCCAAAUCACAAACACCUUCCAGCUGGAAACCAGGAAACAGUCGUCCAGAGAGUAGCGUGGAUUUAAGAGGAGCACACCUGAACUGGGCCAACGAGCUGUCCAGCAAGAAAAAUGUUUUUAAGGACCGUGAGAACCCACUAGACAACGUGCUUCAGUACUCUCUGAGGAGAGCCGGCAGCGUGGAGAUGCUGGACCAGAGCGGCGACGAGGACGAGAGGAGAGGCUCUCUCCCUCGCUCCGCGUCCAACCUGGAAAACACAGAAAGGAAGCGGGUGAAGACCCGGCUGAAGAAGCUGAUCCUGAAGAGACCUCCUCUGCAGGCCCUGCAGGAGAAAGGCCUCAUUAAAGAUCAGGUGUUCGGCUGUCGUCUGGAGAUGCUGUGCGAGCGGGAGAGGAGCACCGUCCCUCGCUUCGUCAGGCUCUGCACCGAGGCCGUGGAGAAGAGAGGGCUGGAUACUGACGGCAUCUACAGAGUGUCAGGAAACCUGGCUGUGAUUCAGAAGCUCCGCUUUCUGGUGGACCACGAACGAGCGCUGACCACUGACGGGCGUUUCAUGUUCCCGGCGGAGUUUGUACAAGAGGAGAAGCUGAAUUUGGACGAGAGCGAGUGGGAGGACGUUCAUGUCGUCACGGGAGCGUUGAAACUUUUCUUCCGCGAGCUCCCCGAGCCGCUCGUGCCGUACGGGUUCUUCACCGACAUCGUGGAGACAGUCAAGAUGACGGAUUAUGAGGACAAAGUGGAUCGUCUGAAGUGUCUGGUGCUCAACAUGCCUCCUCCGAACCACGACACGCUCAAGUUCAUGUGCCGGCAUCUCAGACGGGUGUUAGAAUGUUCAGACGUCAACAGGAUGACCACCCAGAACAUCGGCAUAGUGUUCGGGCCGACGCUGAUGCGCCCGGAGCGGGACAACGGCAACAUGGCGGUGAACAUGAUUUACCAGAACCAGGCGGUGGAGCUCAUCCUCAGCGAGUUCGACCACAUCUUCGGAACGAGAGGCCCCUCCUGAUCUCGUCAGACCGCGGAGGUCGCGACGCUGGCGGCCCGGCCCGCUCCUCCGAAUCAGACUCUGAGCAUGAAGCAGUGCAGCGAGAGCUCUGUAGGCUCAUAUGGUGUAAAAUGGAUUUCACAUCAAAAGAUAAUUAUGGUGGUAAAAAAGAACCAGGAAAAGAAAGCUGCUAAUCAUGACAUCUGGCCUCCAUAAAAAGCCAUGUUAAAACAAUAAUAGUAAAACAAGCCAAUUUUAGCUGCGAUGCUGGAGCCUUUGAGGGCAGAUGUGGAGCUCAGUCCCGGUGAGGCUCGCUGCUGGAACAGACGCCUCCUUGUCACUUCUCCUUGAUGUUUCAGACUUGAUCAGGGCAAAGAAAAAAAAAAGAGAAAUAUCUUCCAGCCUGCCUAGUGUAUUCUUCAGCGAUCCACCAGGCAACAGGAGUGGUGUGUGUUUUAAUGUAGCGCCGAGACAAAACUUAACAGAACCAUCUCACUGUGAAAACCCAAUAUCAGGACGAACGGACUGAGUGAAAACAGCAAACAGGAAGACAAAUAAUCCACUUAUGCAAGACUUCAUACGCUUCCACUGAGAAUUGAGAAUUGAGAGUAUUCUCCAAAAAAAAGUGAUGGCAGCAAAUGUAUCUUUUUAGUGACCCGUUAGCACCCUCAGAGCCUUUCACAUCUAUUUUAUUAGUCAAAACUCACUGUAAUAAUUUAAAACUAUGAAGUUGUAAAUAUUAGAAAUGUUGUUUUUGAAUCACUUUAUACACAAUGGGCAACCUAAAUAUUCUACAUAGGCAAAUUCAAACCCGAACUUUUGCUUUGAGACGACGAGGAUGUUCCUGUCAACUCUCCUCCAAUAAAAGACGUGUGUGAGCAGACUGACACGAUGUGUUUUGUUACUCAGGGUGUCAGGUUGUUUGUUGCAAGCGGCGGGUUGCGUGACAGAUACUGGAGGCGGGUGGAGGGACGUGGGCCUCGGCGACUCGGCGGGCGGAGUCGCAGUGAUUGGUGCGAAUGCUGCUUUUAAUAACAGAACAAAAGAGGAACUGGAAAUGCAUAUGUUUUAAAAAUGUGGAUUUUCCCCCCUUGAAACCCUCUCACUCUGUGGCUUGGGGUAAUUUUAUAUUGACUGUGGGUUUGGCAAAAGACAAGAAAGAGCUGAAAGGAGGCACUGCUGGGGGGGCGGAGUGACUUUAGGGGGAGAUUUUAUUAAAUACGUUCCUUCAUUUUGGUGUUUGUUGCAUUUCAAGGCAUUGGAGCUGAUUGGACGUUGUGUGCAGCUGACUGAUGAGGAGUCCUCUUAACCUGAUCUCAUUUUCGCUCCCCAUGGUGUCUUUAAAUUCGAAUAACUCAAUUUUUUUAGCUUGAGCAUACCACACUUGUUUAUUUAAUCCAAAUGCACAACUUGUAUUAAAGUUUAAAGUCAGCAGAUUUAGGGUUUUUUUUUUGUCAUGAACCUCUUAAAAUCAUUAAAUGUCUGCAUUCAGCCUUAAAGGAC
Messenger RNA from Austrofundulus limnaeus, 4193 nucleotides. RefSeq names its product Rho GTPase activating protein 9 (gene arhgap9). Lineage: Eukaryota; Metazoa; Chordata; Actinopteri; Cyprinodontiformes; Rivulidae. The record is from RefSeq and is a predicted model, not a curated record. Gene Ontology annotation, cellular component: cytoplasm. Gene Ontology annotation, molecular function: phospholipid binding; protein binding. Gene Ontology annotation, biological process: regulation of GTPase activity; signal transduction.